GUUUUUCUUUCUCAAUGUUGGCAAGGGACUGCCAGUGAAAGUCUUUGUUUACAUGUUCAAACAAACAAACUUGUUUUCCUGGAUAUUGUUGUAACUUUUUAACCUUGCGUUGUCAAUGAAAUUUGCAUCUUUCUUGCGGUUCAUGUAUUCACUUUGAAUUCUAUUCGUGAGCGAUGUGAGGUCUUAGUUACUCGUCAAAGCAUGCACGAGUCUUUACAUACCAUUGUAGGUUAGAAGUCCCCACACUCGAUGGGUCGCAAGGCCAAAACUUUGACAGGAGAUGUCAUCGAAUCUUUUUUUGGCGUUUACUUGCUUGUGUCUGCGAGUACGAAUCCUCGGUACAAGGGACGCACCUACAUCGGCUUCACCGUGGAUCCCAACAGACGGAUUCAACAACACAACCUGGGGAAGGAGAAGGGGGGAGCUUGGCGAACAAGUGAUAAAGGCCCAUGGGACAUGGUCUUAAUCAUCCAUGGAUUCCCGAAUGACAUAUCAGCAUUGCGGUUCGAAUGGGCAUGGCAACAUCCUCAACGCUCUCGUCGGCUCAGAAAUGUAACCAGGAAAACUCGUAAAGAAUCAUCGUUUGAAUACGCACUGCGAGUUGUCUCCCAAAUGUUGUGUGUUGGCCCUUGGUGUAGACUUCCUCUUUCUAUCAGAUGGCUUUUGCCUGAUCGUGCCCGAGAUUUUCCUGGCGGUAAUACUCCUCCGAUGCAUAUGGCAAUUUGCCAUGGGCCAGUUGUGAGCAAGAAAAUUGCAUCCAAGGAAGCUGAUGAUGAUUUAUUUGAAGAGUUUUCAUCUAUACUGUGCUAUAUUUGUAAAUCUCCUUGUCUCAAAGACAAUACCAUGCAGUGUCUUCUCAGAGAUUGUAAUGUGGAAACACAUGCAGUUUGUUUAGCAAAACACUUUCUAAGGGAUGAACCAGAUCAGUUUGUGCCCGUGGAAGGCUCCUGCCCAAAAUGUUUUACGAGUUUCUUGUGGGGAGAUCUAGUGCGCAAAAAGAAGGGAUGCUAUCAACAGCUUGGCGAAGACAAUAAUGUGUGUAAUAUAUCUGAAUAUGAUUUUGAAAUGCCUGACUUUUAAACGGCGUGGAAAUCAAUUCACUUUGUAAAUGAAUUUGAUAUUUAUAUGAACUGUUAAGGCCUUGCCUUGAAUAUAUAUAUUUUUUUUUUACAAUUAUUUAAUUUGUAUAAAGAAUAAACAUUGUUCAUUACUAACUUUCA
This is a messenger RNA of Thrips palmi, 1220 nucleotides long. RefSeq names its product structure-specific endonuclease subunit slx1 (gene slx1). The transcript is spliced from 4 exons. Gene Ontology annotation, biological process: double-strand break repair via homologous recombination. The record is from RefSeq and is a predicted model, not a curated record. Gene Ontology annotation, molecular function: 5'-flap endonuclease activity; crossover junction DNA endonuclease activity. Lineage: Eukaryota; Metazoa; Arthropoda; Insecta; Thysanoptera; Thripidae. Bases 250 to 1080 code for a protein of 276 amino acids. Gene Ontology annotation, cellular component: Slx1-Slx4 complex.